This is a messenger RNA of Cervus elaphus (red deer), 3125 nucleotides long. It is a transcript of the gene TBC1D5, whose product is annotated as TBC1 domain family member 5. The record is from RefSeq and is a predicted model, not a curated record. Gene Ontology annotation, biological process: activation of GTPase activity. Lineage: Eukaryota; Metazoa; Chordata; Mammalia; Artiodactyla; Cervidae. The transcript has 24 exons. Gene Ontology annotation, molecular function: GTPase activator activity. The coding region runs from base 650 to 2974 and encodes 774 amino acids.
GGCGGGGGGCGGCCGCCGUUACGGCGUGGGCGUGGUCACGUGGCCGCCGGCCCCCGCGGCCCUCACCCCCCGCCCUGUUCCCUCUCUGGUCGGGUCAGGCGCGGCCGGCCCUGCGAGCGCCCGGCAGAGGCUGAGGGAGAGAAAGAGAGGAGGGGAGGAGGACUCAGGGCGUAGGAGCCGGGGAGCCCUCCCGCGCCACAGAAAAUUUCCAGAGACUUGGUGAAGAUAGGAAAGCUGUCAAAAAGACCAUAGGACUAUUGGAGCCAUUACUGGUCAACCAGAGUUACCAUGUGAGAAAACCUAUCUCCUGUUGCUGGAAUAGAGAGUUUGGGAUGCGUACUGAAAGUUCUGCAUCUUCUCUCCUCAUGAGUAGCAUUUGAUGUAACCCAAGAUAAAGAGAUUGACUGUCUUAGAAUGGUAUCUGCUGUUUAUCCUGAAGCUCAGCUGAGGUGGAGCUUAGCUGAUCUGUUUCUUGACUGUUUACUUCCUGUUGGCCAACCAAGACUUUUUUUGGAGAAUUCUAUUGUACAGAGCCUGAUGUCAUCUGUGGGCCAUAACAGGAGCAUGCAUUUGCAAGUGUCAGUUAGAUUUGUGGAUCAAUAAAGUUUUCCUGAAAGGUAGGCACUUUUGGUGACAUUGUCCAGUUCUCAUGAUGUAUCAUUCCUUGUCUGAAACUAGACAUCCUCUGCAGCCAGAAGAACAAGAAGUGGGCACUGACCCCUUGUCGAGUUACUCAAACAAGCCUGGAGGAGAUUCAAAUCAAAAUGGAAGAAGAACAAGUUCUUUAGACUCUGAUGGGACUUUUAAUUCCUAUAGGAAAGAAUGGGAAGAACUAUUUGUAAACAACAAUUACUUGGCAACAAUAAGGCAGAAGGGGAUUAAUGGGCAGCUGAGAAGCAGCAGGUUCCGCAGCAUUUGCUGGAAGCUUUUUCUUUGUGUUCUUCCUCAAGAUAAAAGUCAGUGGAUAAGUAAAAUUGAAGAACUAAGAGCAUGGUAUAGCAGCGUUAAAGAAAUACACAUCACAAACCCUAGGAAGGUUGUUGGGCAGCAAGACUUGAUGAUCAAUAACCCCCUUUCCCAGGACGAAGGGAGUCUUUGGAACAAAUUCUUCCAGGAUAAAGAACUUCGGUCAAUGAUUGAACAAGACGUCAAAAGAACGUUUCCUGAAAUGCAGUUUUUCCAACAAGAAAGUGUGAGAAAAAUUCUUACAGAUGUUCUUUUCUGUUAUGCUAGAGAAAACGAGCAGUUGCUUUAUAAACAGGGGAUGCACGAGCUGCUGGCUCCUAUCGUCUUCACCCUCCACUGCGACCACCAGGCCUUUCUCCAUGCCAGUGAGUCUGCGCAGCCAAGUGAGGAAAUGAAAACUCUCCUGAACCCUGAAUAUCUGGAACAUGAUGCCUAUGCCAUGUUCUCACAGCUUAUGGAAACUGCUGAACCUUGGUUUUCCACUUUUGAGCAUGAUGGUCAAAAGGGGAAAGAAACCCUGAUGCCUCCUAUCCCCUUUGCUAGACCACAGGAUUUGGGGCCAACAAUUGCUAUUGUUACUAAAGUCAACCAGAUCCAGGAUCAGCUACUGAAGAAGCAUGAUAUUGAGCUUUACAUGCACCUGAACAGACUAGAAAUUGCACCACAGAUAUAUGGGUUGCGGUGGGUGCGGUUGCUGUUUGGACGAGAGUUCCCCCUGCAGGACCUCCUGGUCGUCUGGGAUGCCCUGUUCGCUGAUGGCCUCACCCUGACUUUGGUUGACUACGUCUUCGUGGCCAUGUUGCUCUACAUCCGAGAUGCUUUGAUCUCCAGUAACUACCAGACCUGUCUUGGCCUUCUAAUGCAUUACCCGCUCAUCGGGGAUGUUCACUCACUGAUCCUUAAGGCUCUGUUCCUUCGUGACCCAAAGAGAAAUCCAAGACCAGUGACUUAUCAAUUCCAUCCAAAUUUAGAUUAUUACAAAGCCCGAGGAGCAGAUCUCAUGAAUAAAAGCCGGACCAAUGCCAAAGGCGCUCCCCUAAAUAUAAAUAAGGUCUCAAACAGCCUGAUUAACUUCGGAAGGAAGCUGAUUUCUCCCGCGGUGGCCCCGGGCGGUGCUGGCGGCCCCAUGGCAGCGGGCAGUGGCGGCGCCCCCUCCCCGGCCGCGGCUCCCACCAAGACCUUUGCGGAAGCCCCCAGGCACGCUCUGCAGCAGCAGCAGCAGAGGCUGAUGAAAUCGGAAAGCAUGCCCGUGCAGCUGAACAAAGGACAAAGUUCUAAAAACAUCAGUUCCUCUCCGAGCAUUGAGAGUUUGCCUGGAGGGAGAGAGUUCACCGGCUCCCCACCUUCAUCUGCUGCUAAGAAAGAUUCCUUUUUCAGCAACAUCUCCCGAUCGCGCUCACACAGCAAAACUAUGGGCAGAAAAGAAUCUGAAGAAGAAUUAGAAGCCCAAAUUUCCUUCCUUCAAGGACAGUUGAAUGACCUGGAUGCCAUGUGCAAAUAUUGUGCGAAGGUGAUGGACACUCAUCUUGUAAAUAUUCAAGAUGUGAUAUUACAAGAAAAUUUGGAGAAAGAGGAUCAGAUUCUGGUUUCCCUGGCCGGACUGAAGCAGAUCAAAGACAUCCUGAAGGGCUCCCUGCGUUUCAACCAGAGCCAGCUGGAGGCCGAGGACAACGAGCAGAUCAGCAUCGCAGACGACCACUACUGCUCCAGUGGCGGCGCCCAGCAGGCCCCGCCAGCAGCCCCAGGGCGCCGGGAGCGGCCAGGCGCGGACGACUUUGUCCUGGUCUCCAAGGACGGCGAGGAGCGCGGCGCCGGGCCCAGCCCAGCGGUCCAGGCCCAGCCGCUGCGGCCGCUCCGGGGCGCCACCCGUCCGGCGCUAGUGUUCUCCGACCCGCUGACCGGCCCAGCCUCCGCCUCCUCCAGCAACCCCAGCUCCAGCCCCGACGACGACAGCAGCGGCCACAGCAAGGACUCGGGCUUCACCAUCGUGAGCCCCUUGGACCUCUGACGGCCGCCUGGCCGCCCCGGGGACACGCCCCCGGGAGAAGCCCCUGCCCGCACCCAGGCCGUGUGCAGCCCUCCGGGCGGCGAGGAGAGGCGGGGCCGCGGGCAGGAGGGGACCUGACGGGCUCUGAGAUGCAGCCGCUUCCCCGCAGCCC